Messenger RNA from Syzygium oleosum, 1551 nucleotides. Its product is annotated as probable RNA-dependent RNA polymerase 3. Gene Ontology annotation, cellular component: nuclear RNA-directed RNA polymerase complex. Gene Ontology annotation, molecular function: RNA-directed RNA polymerase activity. Bases 494 to 1417 code for a protein of 307 amino acids. NCBI's taxonomy places the organism in Eukaryota, Viridiplantae, Streptophyta, Magnoliopsida, Myrtales, Myrtaceae. The transcript has 7 exons. The record is from RefSeq and is a predicted model, not a curated record. Gene Ontology annotation, biological process: siRNA processing.
GAGCGACUGAACUAUAUUUUUUUGUUGUACUAUCGCCUUUGUUUGCCGGUGUUUAUUGUUGGGAAAUGGAAAACUUGCUUCCUACAUGUCAUGUUUUGUCUUCCUGUGUAUAAUGAUGAACAUGGAUUGUUCAAAGUAUGCUCAAUGUAUGCGUAAAAGAAUCUACUGACACGGUGGUUUUCCUUGUUUUAUGUUCAUUGUCCUGUUUUUGUGGUGAGAGUGACUGAAUCGUAUAAAAUGGCCUCUGGUUACUUGUGUUUUUGUUUGGAAAUUGAAAAAAAAGAAUAAUGCUCAAGACUGCAUCUUCUUUUCAUCUUCUGGCGCUAUUUGUCCGGCAAGAUAGUUUGUUCAAAGUUUGUACACAAAAUUUGAGCUGGGUAUUCUUCUGCUAGACAAUGGAUUUGCAAGCUCUCCUGUGCGAGAUCAACAGAUUGGAAGUCCGAGACUUCUUCCGAGUUUGCAAAAUUGGAAUGGACAAGCAGUUAGCCCCCAGAUGAAGGCGUUGAGCGAACUGGAGUUUAGAAAAGCAUUUCUCAUUCUAAACUACAUUGGGGAAGGAAAUCUUGAAGAUGCCAUAGACAGUGAUAGGAUUAGACAGCUGAAAGAUCUCAGAAUGUUUGAAUUUGAGGCAGCAGUCUGGAAUGCCAUUGGACAGUCUCAUGUCGAGAAAGAUGACCGUUGUCUGCAUGUUGACUGGGAUUCUGGAAGGACACACUUCUACCAUUGUCACGUUUCACCUCAGGGGUGUUAUCAUUUUAAAGGACCUUACCUUAAUAAUACGAGAACACUUCUACAAAAGGCAUUAGGAGAUGAGAAUGUUCUCCUUGUCAAGUUGGCAGAAGAGAUGUCGGAUGAUACUCUUACUAUGUAUAGAAAGAUUGCAAAGGAAGGGAUUCCUGUUGGUUUGCGUCAAUACAAGUUCUUCGUGUUUAAGGAUGGAGGCAAAGAAGAGAAAAAAAGCGACCCUACUACAUCCGCUGUGAGGUGUUACUUUGUUUGCAUGGAGUGCGAGGCACUUAAAGAAAAGAAAACAGUACAUGAAGCGAGAUGCUUCUUCAUGCAUGCACAUACAGUGUCCAGCAUAUCCCGCUACAUGAGACAGUUGUCUCUUGUCUUGUCCAAGACCGUUAGCUUGGAAGUUGACUGGAAUCGAGUGACGAUUGAGAGAAUUAAGGAUAAGGAUUGCAAGCAGGAUAAAGAGGGAAAUUGCAUCUAUGAUAAGAACGGAAAGCCACUUAUACAUACUGAUGGAACUGGAUUUGUUUCCGAGGACAUAGCUUUGAAGUGUCCUGGAAAUAUUUUCAAGGGAAGAGGUGUGAUUGCUCCUGCUUUUGAGGUUUGUGACCUGUGGAUAUGGGCUAUCGUAUUAAUGGUAUCUUCCUCUUGCUAUGCAAGAGAAACUGAUCUUCAAAAAUAAUGACGACGAUAAAAAAGGAAAACUGGUAGUAUGUAAUGACGUCAUUUAUGGUUAAUGGUGGGUUAUAUCUUUAGAUGGUAUAGUCAUGAUGACACUGUAAUGGCAAUACUACAUUUGGCAAAUAGGAUGAUGCU